AUGUCGUCUAAGUCUAUCGCUCCGAUUGAAAUAGGGUCGUUCACAGCCUCAACGCCUGAAAAGACGGAAUUUAUUGGCAGCGCAAGCGGAGUCUUUUUUGUCAACACCGUCUUUCGCGCCUUUGCUCGAUCGGCUUACAGUUCCAAGGCGCUUUCUGUCCAUGAGCAAUCCACCCAGAAUGACCCCGGAUCGGUCGACAGCCGGCUUGUCGAUCCAGAAACUCCCAUGCAACCGGACCAUGAGGCCCUGGGAAUGAGGAUCCUUAUCGAGAACGAAACUGGGCCGAACUCGUAUGGCGUCAAAGGCCAUGGACUAGGUGUUGCGCCAGAGCAAGAGCCAGCCAAGGGGCUCCUCGUUUUGUACCUGAAGAACUGGCAUCCUCUUGUCCCAUUUCUACAUGGGCCGACUCUCUAUGAAACAAUUCGCGCAUUGUACGAGACCGAUGGGCCAAGGAAGCUUUCACUGAGAAGCCGUUUAUGCCAUGCCAUCAUUUGUCAAUGCGUGUUCAACAUCGCAGCCCUUGACCAGCCAGAAGGCACUCUUGCUCUGGAAUCACGACUGGACUCACCAGCAAAAUUGCUCUCGCUCCUGGGAUAUGUUGCGAGCAACCAUGAUAAUCUUUCAUUGCAGGCCUUGCUCGCCGCCCAGCUCUACCUUGUUGCGACCAUGUCUCUCCGAGCCGCGUCGACAAUAGGAGGUACUCUGACGCGUGUGAUGUUUCACGCAGGUUUCCACCGAUGUGCUUUCCGAUAUCCACAAUUAUCACCUCACGAGUGCGAUCUGCGGAAGAGGAUUUUCUGGAGUGGCUACGUGCUGGACCGCUACUUGAGUCAAGCACUUGGUCAUCCUCUGGGUAUUCAAGAUUCUGACCUGGAUGUUUGCAUCCCAGGGAUGGACGAACUUCAUAAGCCGGUCAAAUCGAGCCAGCAAGUGUCAUGUGCCAGUCGGGAGCCCGCUGAGGGAGUCCUGGCUCACCUACCUCGUGGCCAUCGCGGACGAGAGUCACGCCCGGAAGAAGCUACGGGCUCAGAACAGGCUGGCGGUCCUGCGACUGGUUCUGAUUUGGAGUCAUCGGAUGAGAAUUCGCCAAAUGAUGUCAACAUUUCACAGCCAUCCCAUGGUUCCCAGAUACUGGGUCACUAUGUGCUCUAUUGCCGGCUGACAGGCCAAGCACUCGAGAUAUUCCACAUCUCGCUUCAGAACCGGACAAUAAAUACAGAACGAAUGAUGGAGCUUCAGUCCAAUGUUCACGCGUGGUGGAACGGUCUUCCUCAGGAGCUACAGGAUGAGUACACCGGAGAUGAGCAACCGUCCAUUCCUGUCUCUUUCGCCGAAGUCAUUGGAAUUCAAAUCGAGUCUACAGACAUGUAUUGCGGCAAGCCGACAGAUUAUUACGACCUCGCGGCGUCGACACGAGCGGAGUUUGGUUGUAUCGUGGCCUGGAAUGCUGUCAGCGACAUGGAUGGCGGGCUUGGUUUUGGCAUUCGCUUGCACUUUAAAACGAUACCCAUUCAGCAAAGCCCAAAGGAAUCAAUUCGUAGUCUCUCAGCAAUGGCAAAGAGCUGGAAUAACGCGAGACACUGUGCAGAGGCACUCCAGUCCCUCUUAGAGAAUCUGACAAGCCAAUAUAACGGGAGGCUGAGGGGCCUGACCUCUCCUCCGUCGUCCUCUAGCGUGGGCGACCCAGGGACGGCAGUGCUAGCAGCGAUCGGAGGACCAAUAGAGCCAAUUGCUCCGCAGCUCCCUUUAACUGAAAUGAAUGAACCUUCCAGGAAGAGGAAGAGGACCAGCCAGGGGCAACAACGACAGAACCGGCCACAAGGCGAGUCAUCUGAUGUAACAAAUGGUCGCUCGAAUCAAUCUCAAACCAUCAACCAAGAAUUUGACGCCGACUCAUACCAAUUGCCGAGCCUGAACAGUGGAGCAAUGCUCCCCAUUCUUGAAUACACAGGCCCGGAUCUUGGCUUCAGCAAUGGACAAUAUCCAACAAUGGACGACUUUGAGUUCCUCGGUCUGCCGGUUUCGGAUGAUCUGUACCCAAACAAUCCUGGUGCCUUUGGUAAUAUUGGCUGGGAGGCAAUGGCCAAUGGUUCCGGGAACAUGCAAAGCUGGGCCGCUUGGGGCACCCCGAAGUUCUGA
Cladophialophora psammophila CBS 110553 is the source of this 2139-nucleotide messenger RNA. RefSeq lists its product as uncharacterized. Gene Ontology annotation, biological process: DNA-templated transcription. The record is from RefSeq and is a predicted model, not a curated record. Gene Ontology annotation, molecular function: DNA binding; zinc ion binding. Lineage: Eukaryota; Fungi; Ascomycota; Eurotiomycetes; Chaetothyriales; Herpotrichiellaceae. The transcript is spliced from 3 exons. Bases 1 to 2139 code for a protein of 712 amino acids.